This is a messenger RNA of Cercocebus atys (sooty mangabey), 2378 nucleotides long. Its product is annotated as heat shock transcription factor, X-linked-like. Lineage: Eukaryota; Metazoa; Chordata; Mammalia; Primates; Cercopithecidae. The coding region runs from base 1476 to 2378 and encodes 300 amino acids. Gene Ontology annotation, biological process: regulation of DNA-templated transcription. The record is from RefSeq and is a predicted model, not a curated record. Gene Ontology annotation, molecular function: DNA-binding transcription factor activity; sequence-specific DNA binding. The transcript has 4 exons.
GCUCUGCAAUUGCUGUCUAGCUAGCCCUGGCCGUCUCUAGAGUUCUGCCUGAACUGAAACUCAAGUGGGGUUGAGCUCAUGACUUGCGGCAAUUGACGAGGAAAUCCACCAGUUGCUGUGGCUGGAAGGAUUUUCAGUCCUGUGGGUUGUAACCAGAGGCCACAGGUGGAUUCUGCCUUAGGCUCAUGAGAUUUCCGACUUGCUGUUCAAGAAAAUGCCUUGUGAAGUGACAACAGUAGCUAUGACCCAACUGCCAGGUGCCUUGCUAGUUCCUGUUCGUCCCACUGGAUCCUCACAGCCCUGGGAAGCAGGUGCUACUACUCUUAUCCCCAGGAGGAGACAGAGGCUGAGAGAGGUUAAGUGACGUGCCCAAGUCACACAGCUUGGCAGCGGCCGGGUCGAGACACCAGCAUCAGCAGUCUGUUUGCAGACCCCUCACUGUCACCCCCUGAGCCAGUGCGUCUUGGGCCCUGGGGUCAGGAUGUCUCAAGCGUGGAGGCAUCACUGGUUUGUGGAAGUCUCUGGAAGGUCCCUGAGCUCUUUGCCCAGAAAUGAGUCAGGGGAAUCUGUAGAGAGGUGGCCCUGUGUGUGGGGACAGUGUGUGACACAGACACUGCUUUGGAGGGACGCCGCUCCCGUGACCUCCUAGCAUCACAUCCCAAAGGAACAACUGUUGCAGAGAUGGACCUCUGGGCACAAACCCACGUGCGUUUCUCUGGAGACACUGGCCAAGGAAAACAAGACAUGCUCGAAGGCCAACCGCUGCAUGCCCCACCACGAUGUGACCGCGGAGACCUGGGGUGUAGAAGAGUGUCUCUGCUUGGUGGGGGGACACAUGCAGGCCAAGGAGAGGCGGGAAGAAGGCAGCCUCCGACUCGCCACUGGACUGCAUGGCGACGCUGGUGGGGCAGUCAGCUAAGCCAUUUGCGUAAGUGGCCUUCGGGCAUCUGCGUGCUGGGGACCGACAGUGGGGGUGUGUUAGGUGGAUCUGUAUGGAGCACAUUGCUGCCGCUGGCUAGGACAGGGUAGAAAGGGGGGCGUGGCUACAGCCUGACCUGUGGGCACCGUCCUACCCUUUAUUCUGUGCUUCAAAGUGUCAGUCGUGCUGGUGUCUGUGGGCUCAUGACUCAGACGGUGAGCUCUGACCUUCCUGAGCCAGGGCUUUGCUGUGGUUCUGCCUGGCUCAGGAGCUCUAGGACAAGGGGACCGCUCCAGGUCUGCACCUAAGGUGUGGCAGGGCCCCUCAACACUCCUGUGUACUAGUGUUGUCUUUCCCAUUGAAAUGACUGUGAGGACUAGAAUGUGCACAUGCAGAUGGGCAGCUACUUGUCUGCCUUGGCCCUUUAUUACAUAACUUGCUGGGUUUGUGGAGAUGUCACCCCCCCAGCAGUCAGAGCCCGUUUGUGAUGUCGUGGGGCUGGUUACGUGACUGCCAAGGGGUGCUGCUGGCCACACUGCACUAGCAAGUUUGCCAGAUGGAGGACAAGCCAUCACUGAGUGUGGCUCUCUGUGAAGAAAGAAAUUCGAGAGGACAGGGUCAUGGCUUGGACAGGGUGCCUUUUCCUCCCCAGUUGCACUCAGAGACCUACCUUCACCCAGCAGAUCCUUCCCCUGCCUGGGAUGACCCAGUGUCCACUGGGAGCCCUAACUUCAGGCUGCUGACAGAAGAAAUCGCUUUCCAAGCUCUGGCCGAGGAGGCUUCGUUCAGAAGGCCGCGCCCUGAUGGUGACAUCCCGCCCCAGGGAGAAGACAAUCUCCUCUCCCUCCCUUUUCCGCAGAAACUGUGGAGACUGGUCAGCAGCAAUCAGUUUUCAUCCAUCUGGUGGGAUGAAGGAGGGGCUUCUAUAGUGAUCAAUCAAAAACUCUUUGAAAAGGAGAUUCUCGAAAGGGACGUCGCACACAAAGUGUUUGCCACGGAUUCAAUAAAGAGCUUCUUCCGCCAGCUAAACUUGUAUGGCUUCCGAAAACGGCGUCAAUGCUCUUUCAGGACCCUCACCCACGUUUUCCCCGCACAAAGGCCAGUCUCCAUCUUGAAUAAGGGCCCCACCUACCAAGGGCAGCAGGAGCGUCUGCACUCCUGUGCCAGCGCCCUUCAGCGCUUCAACUUGAGCACUUCUCCGACACCAGCUAGGGUGAUAGAGGUACAAAUACCAGACUUCCCUGGCCUGCUCACCUCACAGGUCUGCUGCCUAAGGGCCCCUCGAUUCCUCUUCCAGGAGUUCCAGGAAGCAGGCAGGCCUUGGUCUGAGACAGUGUCCUCAGGUCACAGAGCAGUAGAGGCCCAGGCAGUGUCAGCAGUGAAGGUUCUCAGAGGACAGGCUGACCAGGAGGACAGGAGCCCCAAGAGGCCCCCGAGCAGCACUGAAGAAGACCUGUAA